AUGGGUUCAGCGCCUCCAUCUCCUGCCUAUGGCAAACGACUGAUCCCGGUCGAGAUUGACAAGAUUGCACAAGACGAACCCGAUCGAGUGCUGUUCUACACUCCCUGCAAUAACCAGCCUUCACAAGGAUACGAUGUGGUGACCACCAGUAUAUUUGCCAAUGCCAUCAAUAGAGUGUGUUGGUGGCUUCAGUCCGAAGUGGGAACGGAGCCCAAGAUAAUAGGCUACAUUGGGCAGAAUGACAUUAGAUACCUGCUUCUGGUGGUGGCAGCCACAAAACUUGGCAAUAAGGUCCUCCUGUCCUCGCCACGAAAUAGCCCCGAAGUACAUCUUUCUCUGAUCAAGCAGUUUGGCUGCGAGUUCUGGAUUACAACACCAGGUGUCGGCAAAUUCGACUUCAUCAAGCCGCCCUUAAUUCGAGUGCCUGAAGUGAAUGAGCUUCUUGAUCCCAAAGUCGUCAAGCCAUAUCGCUAUGUGAAGGAAUGGCAGGAAGGACGCAAUGACACUUUGUGCCUACUUCACACCACUGGCUCGACCGGCCUGCCACGACUGAUACCGAUCACACUGGCAACCGCGUCUUCCGGUGAUGCGCUUUUGCCCACUUUGGCAGAGUGGUCUGGCACGAAAAUGCUGAACGCACUACCUUUAUUUCAUGCUGCUGGUCUAAAUUUUAGCUUGUUCUGUGUCAUUUUCUUUAGAUUUACAAUCACAUUGCCAACACGCCUCGCAUCCUGGACAAACUUGCGAAACUCAAGUUUUGUAACGUCCUCGAGUGGCCCUGUCCCGGCGCCUGUGGGUAAUAUCAUCAACCCCCGUGUCCCUAUCAUGCAGACUAUGGGUAUGACGGAAGGCCUGGUCGUGCCGUCCGUGACUACGCAUCCGGAUGAGUGGGCGUAUUACCAUUUCCAUCCAGAUUGCGGCUACGAGAUGCGACUCUAUUCGGAUACACUGUUUGAAUUGGUGUUUGUCAAGAGAAAAGAGUUGGCAGCCACCCAGACCAUCUUCCUGACAUUUCCCGAGCUGGACAUAUACGAAACCAAAGACUUGUACUCGCGCCAUCCAACAAUCCCUGAACUGUACAAGUACGAGACUCGCAAGGAUGACCUCGUCGUGUUUGCAACCGGAGAAAAGUUCAACCCUGCAGCGGCCGAAUUCCAGUUGGCUCACCACCCCUGGCUUUCCGCCGAUCGAUUGGAGGCUUCCGACCUUGAGAUCAUGGAAGAAGUGUGGCCAGCCAUUGAGGCUAUCAAUAAGACUUUGCCCGCUUUUGCCCAGGUUCACCGCAACUUUGUCCGAAUUGUGCGCAUGCCCUUCCUGCGCACACCCAAAGGUACGGUAGCACGCUACGGAAUUGAUCGGCUCUAUACCAAGGAGCUUGACGACAUCUACAGAGACUCAGUCGGCUCAGAACCUUCAUCCUCUUCGCCAGUAGCCUCCCUGCAGAUCGAAGGGAGCAGCGAGGGAACUGUCCGUGCUGGUAUCCGGGAAGCCAUUCAGAUCGUAUCGCCGGGAUUGGAACUCGAACAGGUCGAAGAUGACGAUAACCUUCUUGUACACGGCUUCGACUCACUCCAAGUAACCCGACUUUCGAGACUGCUCAGCUCUGCUUUUCCCUCCUCUCCUAUCCAAAUAAAUCCCGGCAUGAUAUAUGCGAAUGCUUCCAUGGCCAGGCUAGCACAUGUAGUGUGGGCGCAACUGCAGAGUAACGGUCAAGGAUACCAAGAAACAGAUACGGCGGAUCUCCACCGCACCAAGGCCGUAUCCCAAACAAUUUCCAAGCAUUUGCCGUCAUUCGUGUUGUCCAGGGAGCCAAAGGAAUACGUCAUCCUCACGGGCACGACGGGGGCCAUCGGCUCAUAUCUCCUUGAUGCUCUGUGCAAGAACAAUCGUGUUGCCAAAGUCUGGUGCUUGAACCGCAGCAGCAUGGAGGAUGCGGCCUGUAGACAGGCCGAGAUAUCCAAGUCGAAGGGGCUGUCCUCGAACCGGAAGAACAACGUCCGGUUUGUCCAGAUGGAUUUGGCAUCCGAGGCUCUUGGCCUGAGCCAGGCGGACUUGAGAGAGAUCCGAGACCAAGCAACGACCAUAAUUCACAAUGCAUGGGAAGUCAACUUCAAUCUCCCUCUGUCCUCCUUUGAGACACAGCUCGUCGGGCUCCAGAGUCUGGUUCGCAUCUGCACGGAGACUCAGCACAAGAUUCGCUUCUUCUUUGUCUCCUCUAUCAGUGGCGCCAUGAAUUGGCCCUCGCACAUCUUGGGCCCCAUACCUGAAACUAAGCUAACAAAUCUAGACGCCUCCAUCAACGGGUACGGCGCCUCCAAGCUCGUGGCUGAGCACCUGCUCAGCAAGGCUGCUCAAUCAGGCGUACUGCGUCUCUCGGUCCUGCGCGUGGGUCAAGUUGGAGGACCCGUUGCGACUCACGGGGAAGCGAUCAUAGACGCAUCGGCUUACCUCGGCAAACUGCCCGCGAAUCUAGGUGGUGCUACGGCCCUGGACUGGAUUCCUAUCGAUCUGUUGGCCGAGGUCAUGGGCCAGCUGAUCGAUUCGGAUGCGAAAGCAACGGGUAGUGGCACUCAGGAAGUGGAAACCUAUUACAACAUCGUUAACCCCCGAACCAUUGGCUGGGAUUCGCUGCUGCCAACCGUACAGGAUCGUCUGGAGACAGCUCUGUCGCCGAAGAAAUUGCAAGUUGUUCCCUUUUCCCAGUGGCUGGACGACUUAGAGACGGCCGAGGCCGCAAUCGUCCAAGAGACAGCGGCAAGCCGAGCGCAGACGGGGCUCAAAUUGUUGUCCUUUUUCCGGGGGAUGGCGAAAACAUUAGGUGAUGAUGCUGUCAACGCAGCUUUAUCUACCCCGAACUGGGCUGUGGGCAAUGGCUUGGCACGAAGCUCUGUCUUCGCCCAGCUGACACCUGUAUCCCCUGCCUGGUUCGAAACUUGGCUGGAUCAAUGGGGCUCCUAA
Molecule: messenger RNA, 2958 nt
Organism: Trichoderma asperellum CBS 433.97
Lineage: Eukaryota; Fungi; Ascomycota; Sordariomycetes; Hypocreales; Hypocreaceae
Source: RefSeq, a predicted model, not a curated record